Linum tenue is the source of this 1663-nucleotide messenger RNA. NCBI's taxonomy places the organism in Eukaryota, Viridiplantae, Streptophyta, Magnoliopsida, Malpighiales, Linaceae. The record is from the annotation of a GenBank genome assembly.
CUUGAAGGAAAAGAAAACAAUGGAUCAGAACAACAAGCUCAGCCAAAGAUCAGUAGCAGCCUGGAUGACAAUUCUAUGGCUGCUUACCAUCAGAAUCAUAGCCACUGCAGCACAUAGAAUGUUAGGAGAUGAAACUGAAGAAGUGCAGAAAGAAAUUAGACAAGAUCAGUUCCUGACAAGAAUGGUUCAUUUCCUGUGGCAGAGUGGCAAGUCAUCUUAUGAGCCUGUCUGGCCUGAAAUGGAGUUUGGAUGGAAGAUUGUGGUAGGAGCAGUAGUAGGCUUCUUUGGAGCUGCAUUUGGCAGCGUUGGGGGAGUUGGAGGUGGUGGCAUCUUUGUUCCCAUGCUUACAUUGAUCGUCGGCUUCGAUCCCAAGUCCUCAACUGCCAUUUCCAAGUGCAUGAUAACGGGCGCUGCUGGAUCAACAGUUUACUACAACCUGAGACUGAGGCAUCCGACGCUGGACAUGCCACUCAUUGACUACGACCUUGCCCUCCUGUUUCAGCCGAUGCUGAUGCUUGGGAUCAGCAUCGGUGUCGCGUUCAAUGUCAUGUUUGCUGACUGGAUGGUCACUGUUCUCCUCAUCAUUCUCUUCAUAGGCAAGUUGGUGAUCACUAGUUACUGGAAAGAUAAAAAUAACAGUACAUCAACAAAGGCUUUAUCCAAAGGUAUAGAGACAUGGAAGAAGGAAACAAUGAUGAAGGAAGCUUCCAGGCAGAUGGAAUCACAACCCAAAACAGAUCAUGAUGAUCAUGGCAAUGGUGGUGAACAAGACUAUAAGAGGCUGCCAAGUGGGCCAGCAGCUCUCCAUGAUAAAGAUGAUGAGGUUUCCUUAUCACAGAACAUACACUGGAAAGAGAUGGCAAUGCUGGUUUAUGUCUGGGUGGGAUUCCUUCUAGUUCAACUAGUUAAGACAUAUGUUCCAACUUGCUCUGUCACAUACUGGAUCUUGAAUGCCUUGCAGGUACCAAUUGCAGUGUCUGUGUCAGUGUAUGAAGCGGUGUGGCUGUGGAAAGGGAAAAGGGUGAUAGCUUCCAGAGGGAAGCAAAUCACCAACUGGAAGUUGCAUCAGUUGUUGCUCUACUGUUGCUGUGGGAUUGUGGCUGGGAUGGUUGGUGGCCUCCUUGGCCUUGGUGGUGGCUUCAUCUUGGGGCCUCUUUUCCUUGAACUUGGUAUCCCUCCUCAGGUGGCAAGUGCAACAUCAACCUUUGCAAUGGUGUUCUCAUCUUCAAUGUCUGUAGUCCAGUACUACCUCCUCAAACGCUUCCCUAUCCCCUAUGCUGCUUAUUUCGUGGUGGUAUCGACCAUUGCUGCUCUGGCUGGGCAACAUGUGGUGAGAAAGAUCAUUGCAGUUCUUGGGAGGGCUUCAAUCAUCAUCUUCAUCCUUGCUUUGACCAUUUUCCUCAGUGCAAUCACCCUAGGAGGGGUAGGGAUAGUCAACAUGGUUGAGAAGCUGGAGAAGAGAGAAUACAUGGGUUUUGAGAACUUCUGCCGCCAUUGAUCUCAAGAUUCGAGGAUGUUGCAAAACUGUUGUCUUGUGCGAGUCAAGCUGCUAAAUAGUGUAUUUGAGUUUGGUUAUUGUUCUUCUUCGCCAUAAUAUUAUGUACGAAUAAUUAUGAAGCUUCUAAAUCUUUAUUUUGAGCUUGUUUCUUCAGAAUUAAAUGUU